UCUGGGCCAUUCUGGAUCCUGGAACAACCUGGACCCCGGGAGGACAGGAACCGGGACCAGACAGAACCCUGGGAAGACAAGAGCCUGCACCAGGCUGGACCCUGGACUAGGCUGGACCAGGGAUAGGCAGAAUCCUAGAGCAGGCAGAACACCGAGCCAGGCUGGAUUCCAAGCAGACCGAACCACGAGAGAACAGAACCUAGGGAAGACAAGGAUCCCAGACGGGCUGGACCAGGCACCAGGCAGGAUUCCAGAGAACAGGACCCCGGAAGAACAGAAGUCUGGACCAGGCUGGUUCCAGGGAGAUCAGAACCUCAGACCAGGCAGGACCCAGAGGAGGCCAGAAAUACUGGGACUGGGCAGAUCCUCAUAGUGCUGGGACCUCAGGACAGACUUCACAAUGUAGCCCCGAUUCCAGGCUAUCAUUCACAGAAAAUGGAAAAGGAACAAGGGACAGAAAGAAGGUGCAGAAGCCAGCCAGAACUCAGAGUAAGGAGGGAUCAUCGCAUCCACUUGGUGGCCUGAAGCCUCCAUGCCACCGGGUGAGGAAGGACUCACAGACAUCCAGAGGAGAAGCCAAAGAUGUUGACCAGGAAGAUUAAACUCUGGGACAUAAACGCCCACAUCACUUGCCGCCUGUGCAGCGGCUACCUCAUUGACGCAACUACAGUGACUGAGUGUUUGCACACAUUCUGCAGGAGCUGCCUGGUGAAAUAUCUGGAGGAGAAUAAUACCUGCCCCACUUGCAGGAUCGUGAUCCAUCAGAGCCACCCACUACAGUAUAUUGGUCAUGACAGAACCAUGCAGGACAUUGUUUACAAGCUGGUGCCAGGCCUCCAGGAAGCGGAAAUGAGGAAACAGAGGGAAUUCUAUCACAAACUGGGCAUGGAGGUACCAGGUGACAUCAAGGGGGAGGCGUGCUCAGCAAAACAGCACUUAGAUCCCCGCAAUGGUGAAACCAAAGCAGACGACAGUUCCAAUAAAGAGACAGCAGAAGAGAAGCAGGAGGAGGACAACGAUUACCACAGGAGUGACGAGCAGCUAUUUCCUCAGGAGAUGCCUUCUACAAGAUAUUUUCACACCCAGAAACCCCACCUGUGGUCAAGGGACAUCUGGGGUGGAAAUGUGAGCAUCUGUCUGGAAUGCAAUAGCAGCAAACUACGGGGCCUGAAGCGGAAGUGGAUCCGAUGCUCAGCCCAAGCAACAGUGCUGCACCUAAAGAAAUUCAUCGCCAAGAAGCUCAAUCUCUCCUCCUUCAAUGAGCUGGACAUUUUAUGCAACGAAGAGAUCCUGGGCAAGGACCACACUCUCAAGUUCGUGGUUGUUACAAGGUGGAGAUUCAAGAAGGCGCCCCUCCUGCUACACUACAGACCCAAGAUGGACUUGCUGUGAGCCCAGCCAGACUCAGCCCACACCCAACGCUCUACACGGCAAAAUGUGUCGUGGAAUGUUGCCUCUGGGUGCCAUGUGGACCAGAUUUCUGAAUAGAGAAUAUUUAUAACUUUUGUAUGAGAGAAUCCACUCCCAACAAGACACUACCAGCACGCGUUUACAGAGGGUGAAAACACUUCGCAGUUCGCUCGUCUCUGCUUCAGGUCUACAGGCCAGAGAAUAAGUGAAAUGGUGGCACGGCCCACGCCACAUCCGACAUCAGCGCCUCUGCUUGCUUUCCAGGUCUUGAGAAUCUGAGUCCGUUUUGGUUUAAUUCGUGGAUUAGGUUUCAUGAUAAGCCUCAAAAAUACUUGUACUUUCAUUAAGUCCUUCCUAAGUUAUUGAAAGUCUUUUCAUGGUAUAUAUUUAUGUUGCCUUUAGCUUCCUGAAGACUUAAGAGAUAUAUAAAAAUUUAAUUUAAAGCGCACCCAAAGAGGCUUGCAGUAAUACUAUUAUUUAGCCAUGGUAUUUAAUUUCCCACCUUCUAGAGUACAGUAGAGGCCCAUUCCCAAGUUUAAGUCUUGUCCUGUGCAUCCUGGGAUGAUGGCCUGUGCUGGCUGGGCAAGGCAGGACCCUCCAUGACUCCCCAGUGUCAUGUGGCUGCAGUGCCGGCCCCCGCAGUAAGGCAGACUAGAGGAGAUCUGGCAGUGCAGCACUGGCUUCUUGAAAAGUUCUUGAAAUAAUCUCCUUGGAAGGCCAUCCCUGAAGUUCCUGCCUUUCCCUUUUUGUUUUCCUUCUGCUGGCAAGAUGUGAUGGUGGCUGUUUGUCACUAUCAAACGACACAAGCCAUCCUGUGGGGAGACCUUGUAAAGACACUUGGGAGGUGGCCUCUAACCUCCAUGUUCCUGGUAGUUGGUAUUUCCAGGCUUGCCUUCCUGCUCAUGGGGUUAACAUGCAUUCUUUGGGUCCCUUUUCCAUGCAAGGUAACUGAGCAACCUGUUAAGCAGAGGUUGCUUUUUUGGUCACAGACAGGAUACUAUUUGGUAACCUCCCCUUUCACAUGUAAUUUUUGUUGUUGUUGUUGUUGUUGGGUUAAAGAAUAAGAUGCCAGCAUAUCCAACUUUAUUCUCCCUUAGGGGUAUGAAGGCAAGAGUGCAAAGAAGGGGUACUGUCCUGGGGUUCCCAAGGACCUCUCUAAGUCUGGGUGCCCUCUUACCUCUCCCACUUCCUGCCCUUCCAGGCCCCAUGGGAAUUGUAGAACCCUCUGCUCUUGGUGGGCAGAUGAGGAUCUUAGUGUGUCCCUUAGGCCAGGCUUCUGAGUCUUCGCCUUAACAAUUGGAAUUUUUCUUGAAUUUAUUUUGAGAGUUGAGAUUGGGUUUAUCAACACCCACUUCUUCUACUUCCUCUUUCACUUCCACAGUGUCAGAAGCAGCGACUAGUGAGACCUAAUGUUACUAAGGAUAAAACAUCCAAAUUAACUGAAUCUUUAAUGUUUGCCCUUCUAAAAUAAAAGCAAGCUCUUUGGAAUUGAACAAAAUUCACCUCUCUAUUUAAGCCCAGGACUGUUUGGAUUAUUCAGUUUCCUGAGUUUGCUAUUCAUCCAAAUCAUUUCUAGAGUUACUCCACAAGGGUUUGUGCGUAAAUAUUACCUGUCUACCUCAGAACACAAGUGCUGCUGAAGCAUUCUGCAAGACCGUGUUCUCACACUGCAGUUACAUUAGAAUUUAGGUAUUUUCCCAUGUGGUGAAAUUAAAGAAGAGUUAAACGGUUAGAAGCCUCCAAAUUAAAAUAAAGUUAAUUUACAGUUCAGAUCAAACUUAGUAUGGCUGUAUAAUCUCAUGAUAUAUAUUUGUAACUUUGUAGCUACUUUUAGAAUCACUUGACUUUGCUAUGGUGCUAAGUUGAUAGAUCUAAGUAUUCAGCGAGGCGGACAUGGCAACUGAUGUCCUAGCUGGGCGCCACUGCCCCAACAGCUCUGCUUCUGUCACCACGUUAACCUGAUAAACCUCAGCAGCAAAAAUACCUAUUUUUCUAAGAUUCCAUCGCGCGCCUGUCUGCACUGCAGACAGUUUCCCGAUGCCCUUCUGCCCUUUGGUCUGACCUGUAGCCUUACCUCGCUCAUAGAUGAAGCAGAGUGAGCUUGCGUCAGAUGGAAGUUUCCGGGCGCCUUGUUUCACUCCUGCCAAGCUCCAUGUGACAUCCAAGGCCGAAAUUUUAUUUUUCCAGCAUGAACAGUAGGAUCAGUUAGUGAUUGGUCCUGUCCAGCUUUCUCAGCAGGCGGAGCUCCUGUGAAGUUGUUUUCAUAGCUGCCGAUGCUAGAAAUCGGGUGCGUCCAGCCGGCAGCCCCGGGACCAGCCUCCCAGCACGUGGUCUCGCUCAAUACCAUUUUCACGAAAAUAGAAAACUCAGAUAGAAUAUAUAAUAUUGAAUUUAAGACUUGGGGGGUUAAAAAAAGAAAACUUAACUUUAUAAAAUUAUUUAUUCUAUUUUAAGCCUUCUAUCAUAUUUUCCCAUCCAGUUGUUUGGUUUCCGUGGUCCAGCUUUAUUUACAGGCAUAUAAGAUAAAAUUGUGAGAUGUUUUGCAAGCUUCUUUUACUUUUUUGUAGCCUUUGGUUUGUAUGUUCUUAUAGGGAUGAAGAGCAUUUUUAUGCUUUUGUGCAAUAGGUUCCAACAUGCAUUUAUUAGAGUGUUUAAAUUGUGAUCUAGCAUCAGUUCUACUAAAUUGAAAGGGAAUAUAGGUGGAAUUUCAAUAUCUGUGCAUUCAGCUAUUUGGUUUUGCCUUUUUUAUUGUUAUUAUAAGAAUGUUGUUACUGGGAGUGUGUGUGUGUGUGUGUGUGUGUGUGUGUGUGUGUGUGUGUGUGUGUGUGUGUUCCAUCAAUAUUAAAAGAUAAGCAGCCAGAAAGGAAGUGAUGAGGUUGCACCAUGUUAGGCUCGUGUCUACUGUGGGUACACCCAAGUUCUUGAGCUGAGUCUGUGGCUGAGCCAUCCUGGGGGUUGGGAUUUCCUUGUCUCCACUGAUGAACCUGGCAGUGCUGCCCUUGACAGGCUUGCUGGCCUCUGAUGCCUGCCCUGGCAUCUGAAUCUUUGCAGGCUGGUAUACUUUGUUUCUGAGGGCAUACAGGGUGGUGUAUCACAGUGCUCUGAAAUGUAUCAUUAGAUUAAAUGUUCCAAGAAUGAGCCAGCUGGGUUCUACUUUGUAUAUGGAUAUUGAGUAUGCUCCUAAAACACUGAAUUUAGUGCAGAUGGUGAAAUCUCUCUCUCUCUCUCUCUCUCUCUCUCUCUCUCUCUCUCUCUCUCUCACACACACACACACACACACACACACACACACACACACACACACACACAAGUGUCUGUUUCCUCAGGAAAUCAUUUUAACUCCAACACAUCACAUGUGUCCUUAACAUGAAAACAGAAGUUUUCUCUGCCUUGAUAUUAAAUACACCAAGUAAAUAAAUUGGGAUACAUAGAUUAGAAAAAUCACUGAAUUGUACCACAGUCUGCAUAUCUUGCGUUCCUCCAGGCAGGAUUUACUACCAUCAGGCUCCCAUCAGGAAUAGCUGUGUGGGGCUGUGGCUCUCACACCCAGUGUUCCGCCUGUCACUUACUCCCAUCCAAGAGCACAUUUGGAGACAGAACUGAAAUGUGCCUGUGAGAUGUGUGUGUCACUUUAGCAUGUCAGUUCCAGCUCUAAGCUUGUACCAGACACAUUUUUCCCAAGUGAAAGUAACAUCGAGUCACAGACAGCAGCACCACCUGGGCUCUCACCUCGGAAUGCAGCCACAGCCAACAGUUGUCAUGGUGUUUGAAAUGAUGCAGAUUCAGAUUUUUUGACUGUUUAAUUUGAAAGUUUACAUUUUUUAUGAUUGUGUUAGUGUGUAAUUUUUGUACCAUCAGUGGCUAGUUUUUGUCUGAAAUCUUUUUUGGAAUAUUGCUUAAUGUUUUGAUUUCAUGAUAGUGAAGCUUGUAUUCAGUGUUUUGCCAAUUAAUAUUAUAUGCUUGUAAUAAAAGCAGAAGAAAAACUUAA
Molecule: messenger RNA, 5398 nt
Organism: Peromyscus californicus insignis
Lineage: Eukaryota; Metazoa; Chordata; Mammalia; Rodentia; Cricetidae
Gene: Pcgf3
Product: polycomb group ring finger 3
Exons: 12
Coding region: 583-1392 (269 amino acids)
Biological process (GO): regulation of transcription by RNA polymerase II
Cellular component (GO): PRC1 complex
Source: RefSeq, a predicted model, not a curated record